GGACCGCAAAAGUUUCAACAUGGCUCCUUAGCAACCAGACGCUCCUCCCUGGACCUGGACACAGACUGAUUGCCUAACGUUACUGAACUCAGAUGGGCCACAUAGUUUGUGUUUGAGUCCGCCGGUAUCAUGUAAUUCGCCGUGGAAAAUUGUGUUAAUUUUGUCUGCCAUGCAAGGGUUAAUUUAAAAUAUUAAUGUAUCUUAUUACUGCCAUUCAUGGCACUUAACUGGCGUGAGCGAACAGUUCCAACAUCUGCGCCUAUCGUUAGCUAGCUAGCUGGUAAGUUAGCAUGAAUGUGUGGCGACAUUCAGUGUGUGUGUUACCGGACUAACCUCAGCUAUCUGUUGCCAUACUUACCCUUUCUGGCAGCAUAUAUUCAUUACAGACAAAUUAAAUACUUUGCUUAGCGUUUUCUUAGCUGCACUACAUUUCAAGGCAGAAAAGUUAUGAUGCAGAGUGAGAAACAAAAACACCGAGGUGAUGAGGAGGUGGUCAAAGAACUGUGCAUGGCCAAUGGAGUGUCCUAUGAAAAAAUUGCACAAGAAGGAAGCAAUGUCAGCUCCCUGGAGAUCUUCUUCUCUGGUUUUCCCCGCAUGGUUGGGCUUUCCUUCUUCCCAGGGCUCUGCGAGCUUACCAUAGUGGGACAGAAUAUAAAACACAUUGAAGGACUUGAGUGCUGUCCUCUGCUUCGGGAGCUCUGGGUAGUCCAGUGCCAUCUGACAGGAAUAUCAGGACUACAGAAUUGUUCCCAACUAGAGAAACUCCACCUUUAUGAUAAUCAGAUCUGUGAAAUAAAGAAUUUAGAAUUGCUGAUCAACCUAGAAGUCUUGUGGCUCAACAACAACUGCAUAACUCAGAUACAGGGCUUGAACACGCUUCAAAAUCUCAAAGAACUCAACCUUGCUGACAACAAUAUUGAAAAGAUUGGGUAUAGCCUUGAUCCUAAUGUCAGCCUUCAGAAUCUUAAUCUGUCCGGGAACAAGAUCAACUCCUUUAAGGAGCUGACUCUGCUCGCCCGCUUACCCCAUCUGAGAGAACUGGCACUGAAAGACCCCACCUCAACCCCAAACCCAGUGUGUCUGCUGUGUAACUACGCCACACACAUUCUUUACCACAUGCCAGGCCUCCAGCGACUUGACACCUAUGACGUCUCGAGCAAGCAAGUCAAGGAAGCAGCUGAGUCCACAGUAAUGAAGAAAAUGAUGUACUACAACAUGCGUGUACACACUGCUAAGAGGAACCUGGCAGAGAUCCGGCUCAGUCUGAUAGAGAGGAAGAAAACUAUGUUACAGUUACCUGAAGAAUGCAUCAAAACUCUUAAUCAUGCCCUCAAAAGUCUUGAACGUGAGCUCUCCAAGGUGCCGGCUAGUUGUAAGAAGUCUGCCUGCACAUUGGAGGACGAAUCGACCCACCUGGUUGAAGGUUCAGUCGACAGAAGUGACCCGACCACAGACAUCAGUCGCGAUCCCGCCAUGGAGCACAAAAUACUCAGCAAGAUUGAAGCACUGAGGGAGAGACUGCUGCAAUGGACAAGGAGGCUGAAUGAGAUUGAAGCUUGGUAUGUGCAGGAUUUGAUGCAAGCCACUAACACGAUAGAAUAUACUGUCAAGUUUCUGUUGAUGGAGCUAGAAAGUGUUGGAAAUAUUCGUUUGGAAGAAGGCUGCUCCACAGACCCUUGGUUUACUUCCUGUUGCGACCUCCUGCAUUCCCGCUUCUCUCAAUCAGACUUCAAGGUUCACAGCAUCGCUGGGAUUAAGGUCAACAGAGUUGUCCGCAUCCACAACAGUGCUUUGAGGCUUCGCUUUGAGGACAAACUUCACACCCUUCAAACCAGCGAAGAGUCUGCUAUGUCUUCACACAGGAAUUACAGACGUCGGCUGGAGCACUUGUUCUACAUAGCUGACCCUGAAAAAAAUAGGGAGGAAGAUAUUUUGUGCAUUCUAGAGGAAGGCUUCAAAACAACUGAACAGUAUAAGGCCUCGGAAAGAGAGGGUGCGAUACCUUUAUCCAAUAGCCUGAGUGUGACUGAACAGCCCAGAAUUGAAUACACACUGUGCCAGGUCAGCCAAGGUGAUUCCAAGCACAGUAUGGACACAAUCCCUUUCAGGCACGGUCAGAUUAUUGUUUCCAAAGUGUUUGUGGGACACAGCACUCCCAUCCAAGAGGGAGACCAGUUGGACAGAAGCAGAUAUCCCAGAGCCUACUCUGUAUAUCGCAAUGUGGACACUAAGCACAGAACUGCAAUAAGUGAAGAGAGACCGCAUUCCACAAAAAUACACACUGGUCCUGAGUGCACUCCCAGAAGAAGACAGUGGUUUGUGUUUGACCAUGAGCUUGUCCUGCCUGAGUACAUCAUUUAUUUUGAAUACAUCACAAGGGAUAAAGAACAACCACACAGCACAGGCAGAGAUGGUACUCCAUCCAACGAUAUCAUCCUAGACAGAGAAGUCCUAAACAUGGAACCUGUGCUGAAACCACAGCCCAAGUUGUUGAGCUUGGAUGACAAAAUUCUGCUUAAUGUGGCCAGAGCCAAUGUCCUCAGUCAAAUUACUGUGCUGAACCUUCAUGGCAACAGUCUGAGUAAAAUAAAGGAGGUUUCCCGCCUCACAGGUCUGCGGCAUCUUACCAUCAGCUUCAAUGAGUUCACACACCUGGAUGACAUUUCUCACAUGCCCAACCUUGAGUUUUUGGAUGCUAGCUAUAAUCGCCUAGUGACCCUAGAGGGGCUGAGGAGGUUGGGACAGCUCAAACAGCUCGACCUGCGCUGGAACAAGUUAACCAAUGCCAGAGAGGAUACGGCUGUACUGAGAAAACACACACCUGCUCUGCUGAAGCUUGACACCCGGUACAAUCCCUGGAAUAGGGUGCGCAAAGCAGUCAGAAUGACCAUACUGGGCCAUCUAACUACCCUCACACACCUGGACAAUGUAAUGGUAGCAGAGGAGGAGGCUGCUUAUGCUGUUCAGAUGGCUGCUGGAUCUAAAAUUAACCAGGCUUCUCUUCAGGCUUGCUCACGUACCGAGAGUGAGCGACCUCGCAGUCUCAGCCUGCUGUCAACAGCCCAACUCCUAUGUCUUCUCAGCCCUGCACCCUGGGCCCUCUACCGAGAGCUGGAGCUAGACUGGACUACAAAGAUCACUGCCCUGAACCUUGACAGCCAGAGGAUUUCCAAACUGAUAAAUCUGAAUAAGCUGGUCAACCUUCGCUGGGCUUCCUUUAAUGAUAAUGACAUUUCUAAAGUGGAGGGUCUUGACAGCUGCUUGCAGCUGGAGGAGCUUUCCCUCAAUAACAACAGCAUAAGCACACUCAAUGGCCUAUCAAAACUGCGUUGCCUAAAUAAACUGAGUGUAAAUUGGAAUCAGUUGUCUAGUCUGGACGCCUCAGUCCUCGAUCAGCUGCCCAACCUGACCUUUCUGUCUAUGGAAAACAACUGUAUCAGUUCCCUGCAUGGCAUCCAAAGAGUUCGCUCCCUUCUUGAGCUCUACGUCGGCAGCAACCAAAUUUCUACCUCACGAGACAUCUACUAUCUUAAGGGAUUGACAAACCUCAUUAUUCUGGAUCUUUAUGGGAAUCCUUUAGUGGAGAAACUGGAAAACUAUCGGAUUUAUGUGGUGUUCCACCUACCCUCCCUAAAAGCUCUGGAUGGCAUUGCAGUGGAGGUAACUGAAUGUGAAAGUGCAAAGGAUAUGUUUGGAGGAAGACUAACACCUGACAUGGUAGCAGAGAAGCUCGGCCACUCAAACUACACAGACAUCACCUACCUCACUCUGCAGUCCUGCUCCAUUAGGAUGGUUGACCUGUCUCCAGCAGACCUGUUCUGUAGCCUGCGCAGUGUCAACUUGGACCACAACAACCUCACCUCUUUCUCAGGCCUCAUUUAUCUGCCCAACAUUAAAGCUCUGUGUCUGAACUACAACCACAUUGAGUCCAUCCUGCCCAGACAGAAGACACAGGCUCCUCUGACAAACAGACAGAUACUGUACAGCAAGGUUCACUCCAGUGGUUACGGCCAACAGAGCCCUUCCAAAGGCAAAGGGGAAACUGGGCCCACUGGCAGUCUGGAGCCACUGAUGGGCAGCCUGGAGGUGCUGCAUUUGAGUCACAAUGGCAUCUCCAAUAUGACCAAUCUGCAGCUCAGCAGGCUCACCAAUCUUAAAGCACUCUUCCUUCAAGGUAAUGAGAUCAGCCAGGUGGAAGGAUUGGAGGGGCUUCACCAGCUCAGAGAGCUUGUAUUAGACAGGAACCGGAUCAAAGCUCUGGCCGAUAACUCUUUCAUAGCCCAGAAUGUCCUGCUAGAACUGCACCUAGCAGAAAACCGGAUCCGGGAGCUCAACUAUCUAGAUCCUUUGACUGAGCUCCGCAAGCUCUUUCUUGGCAUGAACAAGCUCCAGGACAUCACAGAGCUUGACAAACUAGAAGUUCUUCCUUCACUGACAGAGCUCUCUGUAGUUGGCAAUCCUGUGGCCAAAAAUUCUCUCCACCGGCAAGCAGUAGUGCUCCGUCUGUCCCAGUUACAGGUCCUGGACGGAGUGAUGGUCACCUUGGAGGAGAGGACAAGGGCUGAACUCCUCACUGCUGAUCCAUCACCAUGCUCCCAAUGCCCUGGAUCUUCUCUUCUUACCACUGAAAUAAACCUACCAGGACUGCUACCCCUCAUGCCUCGAAACACCCCACUAAGAGGAAUGACUAUGAGUGGAGGACUACAGAACUUUUUGCACGGGCAUGAUAUCCUGCCAAGUAGCGUGGACGAGGCCCAAUCUCAUUACACUUACAAGUACAAGAAGCACAAGCCUGGUAAUGCUGUUCGUAGCGGCCAAGCUGACAUUCCCUUUAGACACAUUCGAAGAACAGGAAGCAACCUGCCAACCACAGGUCUCCUUCAUGAUGGGAACAGAGUCAUCAUUACGUAUUCCAGCCAGGAGCAAGACAGCAGAUUUCCAAAUGGUGGCAAACCUCCACCCAUGUAGCAGUCAGAUGACUGCAGUCUGGUGAAAGGUGAACAGAUGCGACAGUGUUGUGGUCAUAUAUCAUAUGUUAGGGUAUUUUAGGGCAUCAUAUCUUGAAAGUGGUGUUUUUGUGCCUUAAUGUAUGAGCAUCUGCAUACACUUGCAUAUUUAAUGAGGAAAAAGUCAUAACAUAGGGCAAUUCAAGUGCCUUUGGUUUUUUGACAUGGCGAUGAAUAACUUUCUGUAAACAUUUUUUUUAAUUAAUUUAAUGUUUACAUAUCAAUAAAUCACCUUUGCCACUCUUUGAAUUAUAGUUUUUAGGCUAAUUGAAGGUUGCAUGUAAUGCAUAUCUUUCAAAUGCAUUUAUAAUGACUGUGACCUUAUUUUGUUUCCACAUAUGUGGAUCACUAACCAUGGUAAUCUGAGGAUGAGAGGUUUUGGUGUCAUUUCUGCUGCUAUCCCAUCCUUUGCCCCAAACAAGUGAAAAAACACCCACAGAUGUAAGAGCGUGUGUGACUGGCAUGCUGCUUCCAUGGGGUCAAAUGCAUCCCCAACAAGUGGAUAAUCCAUAUUUAGCACACCUCUCUGUGGACAAUAAUCUGCAGUCACUCAGAUAAAAAUGUAAUCUUGAAUAAGGUCCAAAAUGGAUUUCAGAGAUUGUCAGUUUCAUCAUGUUAGCCUCUUUUCGAAAAGCCCACCACAGUUUUGACUAAUAGGCAAAUCUUGUGUGUAACUGGAAAUGAAUCUACUCUACUUGAUAUUUAUGAUGUCAGUUCUGCUGAACAUGUGAUUAUAAUCCUUCCUGUCUUCCUGUCAGUUUAGUCUAGUAGUCCUGUAGUUAACAAAAACAGCAGUCUGAGCCUUAAAUGAGAAGGAUACAGCCUAUAUUAUGUGAUCUAAAACAUUUUCAUUCUGGGAACUCUAAAGACAAGGCAAACUAAUAAUUGUAUGAUAAAAACCUGUGUGAAAAGAUUUAGAUAGAGCAUCUGUUUCCAUCAAACAACCUCAACAUAAAUGUUAUAGCAGAGAAAGAACACCAUGCUCACUGUCAUUGUGCAGACCUUUUGUUAUCUUUCUCAACAUCUUCUUGUAAAGUUAAAUUAUUUUUUUUUAUUGAACUUGAGACCUGUAUGUUUUUAUAAUACAUACCCCUUAAAAAACACAACAAACAUAAUUAAAUUGGGACCCAGGUUUGGGAAAUAUAUGCCUAAAUUGUAAACAACAGCAAAUAGUUAUUUUUUACCAAGACCACCCUUCUCAAAGGACAUUACUUUAAAACCAUUGACGCCAGAAGCAGCAACAUUUUCUGUCAUGUUUCUUCCACCAUCCUGAACUCUGGGCUUUAUGGAUCAGUGGUGGUAAUGUCACCACUAGGUGUCCUUAGAGCUCCAUUAGCUCCCCCUGUAAGACACCACUAAUCCGUCCUCAAUGAAUUUACCACUUGCCCUGUAAGGAGUAGUUUAUCAGUCGAAGGCGGAUACCAUACAUGUGUGGAUGCUUUAGUUUUGUGUUCCCUGCCUGUGUGGCCUUUGCUGAACAUGUGAGGCAACAGCAAGCUCUCUGCAGCAAAAGUGAAAAGCUCUCCCCAAACAAGCUCCUCUAAUGCAUGUACUUAACUUCACUUAAUUUGAGUUAAUUCCCAGCAUUAAGCGGGGCUAAUGACUGUGCAAGUGAGUGUACUGUCAUUACCUUGCUCUGUCUGACAUCAAAUGGCAGCUGAUGGACUCACAUUAAAAAA
Messenger RNA from Perca flavescens (yellow perch), 6685 nucleotides. RefSeq names its product leucine rich repeat containing 9 (gene lrrc9). NCBI's taxonomy places the organism in Eukaryota, Metazoa, Chordata, Actinopteri, Perciformes, Percidae. The record is from RefSeq and is a predicted model, not a curated record. Bases 448 to 4968 code for a protein of 1506 amino acids. The transcript is spliced from 31 exons. Gene Ontology annotation, molecular function: protein binding.